Messenger RNA from Acomys russatus (golden spiny mouse), 945 nucleotides. RefSeq names its product olfactory receptor 4A47-like. The record is from RefSeq and is a predicted model, not a curated record. Gene Ontology annotation, biological process: G protein-coupled receptor signaling pathway. Bases 1 to 945 code for a protein of 314 amino acids. NCBI's taxonomy places the organism in Eukaryota, Metazoa, Chordata, Mammalia, Rodentia, Muridae. Gene Ontology annotation, cellular component: membrane. Gene Ontology annotation, molecular function: G protein-coupled receptor activity; olfactory receptor activity. The transcript has a single exon.
AUGGGAGAAGGAAACAAUGUCACAGAAUUUGUCCUGCUGGGACUCACUCAGGAUCCUGCUGGGCAACGAGUAUUAUUUGUCAUGUUUUUACUCAUCUACGUUGUAACAAUGGCUGGCAACCUGCUCAUUGUGGGGACAGUGGUUGCCAGCCCCUCCUUGGGCUCUCCGAUGUACUUCUUCCUUGCCUGCCUUUCCUUCCUGGACAUUGCUUAUUCCACUUCCAUCUCACCAAAGUUGAUUAUGGACUUGCUCCGUGAUAAAAAGUCCAUCUCCUUCACAGCUUGCAUGAGCCAGCUCUUUGUAGAGCAUCUAUUUGGUGGCACUGAGAUUGUGAUUCUGGUGGUGAUGGCCUAUGAUCGCUAUGUGGCCAUCUGUAAGCCACUGCACUAUUUAAGCAUCAUGAAUCAAAAGAUUUGUAUCAUCUUGUUGGGAUUUUCCUGGGUCGGAGGUUUUACACACUCGAUGAUUCAAAUUUUAUUUGUUUUCAACCUUCCUUUCUGUGGUCCUAAUAUUAUUGACCACUUUAUGUGUGACAUGUCUCCAUUACUGGAACUUGUGUGUUCUGACACCUACUUCAUUGGUCUCGCUCUUAUUGCCAAUGGUGGAGCCAUGUGUAUUGUAGUCUUUAUACUUCUUACAGUGUCCUAUGGGAUUGUCCUAAGAUCGCUCAAGACUCACAGUCAGGAAGGGCGGCGCAAAGCCCUGUCCACAUGCAGCUCCCACAUCAUGGUGGUUGUUCUUUUUUUUGUUCCCUGCAUUUUCAUGUAUGCCAGACCUGUUUAUAACUUUUCUAGUGACAAGUAUAUUACUGUAUUUUAUACGGUUUUCACUCCUAUGCUAAAUCCCUUAAUAUACACGUUAAGAAAUUCAGAAAUGAAAAUUUCAAUGCAAAAACUCUGGUGUAAAAUGUUAAGUACGAAUAGAAUUAGAUUGCCUUCUCACUGA